AUGAUUAUUGUCUUUUACAAUCAAGGAAUAAGAUAUGGUAUGGUAAACACUGUAUUGCCUCUAUAUUUCCUUUUUUCUCUGUUAAUAAUUCUGAACUUUAUAGCCUUAAGAACUGUAGAAUACCAUCUCAUCUUGAAUUCCUGUCUUGGCUUGAUGUAUUGUCUAAAAUCUGGCAUACCUUACCUUGAUAAUUCUGAUAUAGAAAAUAACAUACGCAAUCCUAUUAACUCCAAGUAUUUUUAUUUGCAUGACUUCGAAAAAUUGACUUUAUCAUCUAAUAAGUCAUAUUUCUCCUUAUUUUAUGUCAACAGUUUAGACGCUCAUCUGGAUGAUUUGCAUGCUACUUCUGAUUUAUUAGGCUUCCCCUUCCAAGUUAUAGGAGUCAGUGAAACUAGAGAAAAUGUUUUAAGAGGAUUCAAAAUGAAUAAUGUCUUGCAUGGCUAUAAUUUGCAUUCACAGCCUUCCAGAUCAGCUGCGGGUGGUGUUGCUCUUUACACCAGCAAAUCACUGAAUGCUGUCAAAAGAACUGAUCUUAGUGUAACUGAUGAGGAAUUUGAAACUGUUUGGGUUGAGAUUAAGAAUGUAAUAUCAAAAAGUAUUCUGUGCUGUUGUGCCUAUAGGCACCCUUCGUCCUCUCUUGAACGAUUCACUGAGCAUAUUGAGACCAUAUUGCAUAACUUAGCA
Porites evermanni is the source of this 684-nucleotide messenger RNA. NCBI's taxonomy places the organism in Eukaryota, Metazoa, Cnidaria, Anthozoa, Scleractinia, Poritidae. The record is from the annotation of a GenBank genome assembly.